Messenger RNA from Acanthamoeba castellanii str. Neff, 1029 nucleotides. Its product is annotated as SAM domain (Sterile alpha motif) domain containing protein. Bases 1 to 1029 code for a protein of 342 amino acids. The transcript is spliced from 2 exons. Lineage: Eukaryota; Discosea; Longamoebia; Acanthamoebidae. The record is from RefSeq and is a predicted model, not a curated record. Gene Ontology annotation, molecular function: protein binding.
AUGAUGUCGUCUACGACGGAAGAUGGAGCUACGGUGACAGUACGGAACCCGCUGCUCGUGGUGAUGCAAGCCCAAGCGGAGAAGGAGAAGAUAAGGGAGCGACGACGCAAGAUUAGGGCCGAGCGACGGAAGGAUCGCGAACGAAGACGAGGAACCGGCCAGGUCGGGGGCCACGUGCGCCCUACGACCUACACGCCCCCUCCGCCCCUCCUCAUGCCCUCGGCAUCUUCAUCUUCUUCGAGCAACGGGGGCGUCUCAUUCUCGAAGAAGAACGCGGACAUCAACUACGACGUGAAGAUCGUCGGACCCAAGGUCCCAUGGGAGCACAAGGGCAGCAAGGCCCCCUCUUCAUCUUCAACAUCAUCGACCAAGGGGCGAGGGAUGGCGGCAAACGGGAAGGGCGCAAGCAACAGCGAUUCGGAGGUGGGAACGCGUAGGGGCAAGGCGACCAAGGAGGAGAUGGCCAACGGCAACGCCGCCAUGUCCCCCGCCCAGCAGCUCCUCAUGCGCAUGUAUCAAAAGAAGCAGCCGCAGCCGGGGAAGGAGGAGGAGGCGAGCCGGGCGGCGGCAGCGGCGAUGGUGGUGCAGCACAGCCCGCAGCAGGAGAAGCUGGUGGCGGAGGUGGCCAAGCGGGUCCACGAGGCGUCGGCAGAGGGCCACGGCGGCCAUCAACAGCAGCGGACGAGAAGGAGGAACGAGGAGUACCUUGUCGAGAGCGACCUUCAUGAGAUUUGUGACUGGCUGGCUUCCCUCAAGCUACCCGUGCCGGACUACCUCGAGCCGCUGGUGAUGGAGGGCUUCGACAACAUGAACACGAUCCGGCUGCUGCAGGAGGAGGACCUGAUCAAGCACGUGGGCAUCAACAAGACGGGCCACCGCAAGAAGAUCAUGUACUGGGUACACCGCAACCGACCAGAGGGCUACUUCGACAUGAUGAGCGACGGCGAGCAGGAGGACGACGACCAGGACGACUACAACAUCAUGUCCGAGCUCAACUGGUCCUCCAGCGACUCCUCGGCCGCGACCUGA